Messenger RNA from Magnolia sinica, 2995 nucleotides. RefSeq names its product probable ADP-ribosylation factor GTPase-activating protein AGD14. The record is from RefSeq and is a predicted model, not a curated record. Gene Ontology annotation, molecular function: GTPase activator activity. The coding region runs from base 188 to 2398 and encodes 736 amino acids. The transcript has 14 exons. Lineage: Eukaryota; Viridiplantae; Streptophyta; Magnoliopsida; Magnoliales; Magnoliaceae.
AAAGCAGAGAUUUUUUCUUCCAGAUCUCCAUUUGCAAACCCUAAAAAACCCGAAAUUCCCUCAAAAUCCUUUCAUAUGCCUCUCUUCUAGCCAUCACCCCCAUUCCGAGAUCCCCUCCUUAGCAGCUGAAUCUCGGUCGUCUGAUUCCUCCGUCCACAGCCGAAUCAGCUCGCGAGAUCUGCGGAAGAUGGCGAAUCGGAUGAAGGACGACGAGAAGAACGAGAAGAUCAUCCGCAGUCUGCUGAAACUUCCCGCGAAUCGGAAAUGUAUCAAUUGCAACAGUCUGGGGCCACAAUAUGUAUGCACGAAUUUCUGGACAUUUGUUUGCACAAACUGCAGUGGAAUCCAUCGGGAGUUUACUCACCGUGUGAAGUCAGUAUCCAUGGCUAAGUUUAGUUCACAGGAAGUUACUGCUCUUCAAGGAGGAGGAAAUGAGCGUGCUAGAGAAAUCUAUUUCAAAGAAUGGGAUCAACAACGUCAUUCGGCACCUGAUAGCAGCAAUGUCGAGAGGCUCAGGGACUUUAUUAAGCAUGUCUACGUGGAUAGAAGAUAUACUGGGGAGAGGAGUAUUGACAAGCCUCCAAGGGUGCAGAAUGACAGGGAGGAUUAUAAUGAAAACAGGAGGGCAGAUACAUAUCGGGGUGGUUCUCGGAGCCCACCAUACGACGAUACAUCGGAACGUCGCUACAAUGAACGAUCUGGUCCUGGUGGGAGGAAUGAUGACAGAAAUUUCAGAAACAACUAUGAUGAAAAAAGAAGUCCUGGAUAUGAUCAAGAAAAUCAGAGGUACGGUGAUUACAGGAGAAGUCCUGCCCGUUUUGAGGUGGUGGAUGACUGGCGUCGAGAUGAUAGAUUUGGAAAUGGAGGUCAGAAUAGGAGAUUUGAAGACCGUAGGUUUCCUGAUGGACCACCCAAGCCAGAGGGGAGGUCACCAAACUAUCAAAAGGAUGCAAAUUUGUCCAGUCCCCCAAUUGUACGCCCUGUUAGAGAUAUUUUGGGGGAUGAUACUCCACCUCUUCGGAUAGGUGACCCUCCUAAAACAAAUGGUAGCAGGCCUUCUGAUGCUCAUGCACAGACGCAGAGGACUACAUCUUCCAGUAGCAUGGGAUCCACUGAUGGGAACACGGUGGAAGUGAAGCAUCUAACUUCAGGAAGUUUGAUCGAUUUUACUGCUGAUCCUGAACCUCCUCUUACUAUACCACCAAAUGCUCCGGUUACAGGUCAAUCUUUUCAGCAACCAACAGCUCCAUCUGUUGAUGGUGGCAACUGGGCAUCUUUUGAUUUUGCCCCACAGGAAACGACACCUCAGGCUCCUUCAAGUGCCAGCUCACUGGACUCUGCACUUGCACAAUUGUCGGCUACAGCAACUGCACCUGCAGGCAACAUGCCAACAGUGCCCACAGGAGGUGUUCAAUCCUUGGUCGGAGGGCAGUGGCCAACUGUGCAGCAGCAUCCGCAUUCUUUAUUUACAACUUCUGGUAGUCAGUCUACUGUUCAGCAGUUUGCUCCAGUUGGUGGAGCUCCACACAAUCAGGGGCCUUCCACUGCUCCAUUUGGACAACCAUCUCAAUCUGCAUCAAAACUGCCUCAAGAAGCAAGCUCUGGAGCUCCAUCCCAACCUCUCCCUGUAGAGGCAAAACCUAGUGGAAGAAAAGAACUUCCAGCGGACCUUUUUACUCUAUCUUAUCCGCCAGCACCUGUACCAGUUGCGGGUUGGCAAACUCGUCCACCUCAUGGCAUGGGAUUUGGCAUGCAAUAUCCUACUGCAGUGUCAAUGCAAACCUUUCCACAGCCAAUGCCAACAUUUCCUCAGUCAUCAAAAUCUACAAACCCGUUUGAUCUGACCAGUGAAUCAACUCUACCUCCUGCCCCCACGUUCCCUUCAAUGGCAUCUUUGCAAGGAGCGCUCCCAAACACGGCAGGUCCUUCAGCUUUAUUGCAUACAUCCAACUUUGCUACCCCUUCCCAGCGGUGGGUGUCUCCCCAAACUCCAUCUUAUGCACCAACAAUGCCUCCCCAAACGUCACCUUACGCAUCGGCUGUGCCUCUCCAAAUGCCAUCAUAUCCUUCCUCAGUGCCUCUGCAAACACCAUCUUAUCCAUCGGCAGUGCCUCUCCAAACGCCAUCAUAUCCUUCCUCAGUGCCUCUGCAAACACCAUCUUAUCCAUCGGCAGUGCCUCUCCCAACUCCUUAUGCAUCGGCAAUGCGUCCAAGUGCAUACAUGAUGCAACAAACACAAAAUAACAUGCCAACCUUGGGACCACAAGUAAUUGGAGGAUUUGGCAAUGAUGGAGCUUUGCUUGGCUCCUUGGGUGUGGAUAAACAACCAGCCACCAGAUACCCCCAGCCAACCACACCAAAUUCCUUUUCUUCUCUAGGAGGAAACCCUUUUGGGUAAGGAGACAAGAAAAGAGCAGUUUUUCAGAUUGAUUGAUAUGUUGAAGUUCAUAAUGUUUGCAGUUGCCUGUUACCACCUGAGGUAAAAGUUCGACCAGUUUCUCCCUGGUCGACAAUUGAGCUAAGUGAUCUGCAUGGGUGAGAAGCACUUCCGCUGCCGACUUUGGCAACAGUAAGUCGUAAAAGUUCAAUUGGUCAUGUAAAAUUAAUGUGAAGAGAAAAUAGAAGAAAGUAAAUGAUUGAGAGAAAGUGGGGCAUGGUGGGGCCCGCCAGUGGGACCAAGGCAUUUUUCGUACUCAUCAGUUUGGUGUAAAUCUUAUCAUCUCUGGUCAUUGGCCAUAUUGUGUAUUUUCUGCUUGCUUGCGCCCUGUUAGGGUCCUGUAGUACCUUUGUAUCAGUUUCUUGUAUUUCCAUGAUCUUUGGCUCUAGGUUAUGUAAUUUUUUAAAAUUUUAUUUUUCUGUAAUGGGUAUUUGCUGCUGUGGUGGUCAUGGUUAUCGCGUUGUUUCUGUGAGAGGUGUGCAAAAUGAUGUCAGUUGAGAGUGUGGGACCUUGUUGUAUUAAUUAAAAUUAAUGCAGGUCUUUGUUAUUGUUGGUUUA